Sclerotinia trifoliorum is the source of this 1223-nucleotide messenger RNA. Lineage: Eukaryota; Fungi; Ascomycota; Leotiomycetes; Helotiales; Sclerotiniaceae. The record is from the annotation of a GenBank genome assembly.
CACAAUUUUAAAUCCUUGCAAAGCAUCAUCAUCAAUCAACAAUUUAUUUCUGAAAUUUUAGCUUUUUCCCCAGAUUCCACUAAAGCUUAAAUACCUAUGCAGUACCUCAGUACGCGAGCUCUAUCAUCAAAUCAGACCAUCCUCACAAAACUGCCCCUCACCCCUCACUCUCAUCCAUAAUUUCCAGUUCUAAUCUAUCCCCCUCUAAAACACACACCAUAACCAACCCACCAAAAUGUCCCUCCUCCCUCGAACCUCCCGCAUCCUCCACACUCUCCCACGCCCACGCCCACGCCCACAAUGCCCCCGCCUCACCCCAAUACGCAUACCUCUCCGGUCUCUAACCAACAAACCGCCCACCCCGCACCUCGACGCCAUCUCCCUGCACCGCCUCGAAGCCACCCAGCGCGCCCACCACAAACGUCGCACCAUGUAUUCCGCAGCCGGUUUCCUCAUCGGCAUGAUCUGCAUCUGGGUAACCGCAACCUCAAUCGACAUCAAGCCCGCCAAACUCGACAGUUCACGAGCCUACGACAGCCUCAGCAGCGCCACCGAAGUAAUCAUCCAAAAACCGCUUGAUUCAACACCACCGCCGUCCUCCGAACCGCACGAACUCAUCCCCACAGGAACAAACAGCAUCCCCAGCUUCCCAAAACACAUCCAGCACUCCCCCACCCCCAACUCCCCACCAGAAACCUACCAGCUCCUCGGUCUGGGUAUCCGCACCGUCUCAUUCCUCCACAUCCAGGUCUACGUCGUCGGACUCUACAUCGCGCAGUCCUCGAUCCCGCUCCUCCAAGCCACGCUAUUAAAAACCGCCGCUCCGGGCGGCGCAUCCACGCUCGUCUCUGGGGAAAAAGACACCUUAAAAACGCUCCUCAUGCACGAAACACACAGCGAAGAAAUCUGGACCGAGAUCUUAAAGAACUCCGGUGUAAAAACAAUUAUCCGUAUCGUACCUACGCGAAAUACAGAUUUUCACCAUUUGAGAGAUGCAUGGGUGCGGAGCUUAACGGCGCGCGCGCAGAAGAAUAGAGAGGAAUUUGGUGAUGAGGGGUUUGGGAGGAGCAUGGUGGAGUUCAAGACGUUGUUUAAUAGGGGAGUGCCGAAGGGAGGGAAUUGUUACUCAAUAGGGAUGAGAAGGGCUGUCUGAAUGUGUGGUAUGAGGAUGGGAAGACUGGGGGUGGGGGUGGGAGUGGAAGUGGGAGUGGAAGCGGGAGUGG